AUUGCGUCCAGCUAAAUCCACCACCGGUGCAUCCUCCCCUCCCUGUGCUACAAAACCCCAAUCCGCCGCCGGCGCUUCCCCAGCCGGCAUGGCGACGGGCGAGGAGGCGAGGGAGCGCGGCGCGGAGUCGGCGGAGAUGGUGCCGUCGUGGCGCGAGCAGCUGACGGUCCGGGCCUUCGUGGUGAGCGCGCUCCUGGCCGUGCUCUUCAGCGUCAUCGUCAUGAAGCUGAGCCUCACGGCGGGGAUCAUCCCCUCGCUCAACAUCUCCGCGGGGCUGCUUGGCUUCUUCUUCGCCCGUCUCUGGGCGGCCGCCGAGGCCAGGCUGGGCCUGCCCCGCCGCCCCUUCACGCGGCAGGAGAACACCGUCAUCCAGACCUGCGUCGUCGCCGCCUACGGCAUCGCCUUCAGCGGUGGAUUCGGCUCCUACAUGUUUGCCAUGAGCAGCAGGAUCGCCGGCCAGGCGACGGAGGCGAAUGACGCCAUGAACAUCAAGGACCCCAGCUUGGGGUGGAUGAUCGGGUUCCUCUUCCUCGUUUGCUUCGUCGGCCUCUUCGCUCUGGUGCCCCUGAGAAAGGUCAUGAUCAUCGACUACGGGCUGAGCUAUCCGAGCGGCACCGCGACGGCGACCCUCAUCAACGGAUUCCACACUCCUCAGGGCGCCAAGGACGCAAAGGAGCAGGUGAAGACUCUUGGCAGGUACUCCCUCUUCAGCUUCCUCUGGGGCUUCUUCAAGUGGUUCUACACCGCCGGCGACGACUGCGGCUUCGAGAGCUUCCCCUCGCUGGGCCUCGAGGCGUACGAGAGGAAGUUCUACUUCAGCUUCUCUCCGAUCUACGUCGGGGUCGGGAUGAUCUGCCCCUACAUCAUAAACGUCUCCAUUCUCCUCGGCGGCAUCCUUUCGUGGGGACUGAUGUGGCCCCUGAUAGAGAAGAAGAAGGGGAGCUGGUACCCGGCCACCGCCAAGGGCUCCGACCUCCAUGGGCUGCAAGGCUACAAGGUCUUCAUAUCCAUCGCCAUGAUUCUUGGUGACGGCUUCUACAACUUCGUCAAAGUCAGCCUGAGGAUGUCCACGGCAUUCAUGGCAGCAGCCAGGAGGAAGAGCACACUCCCGGUGUCCGGUUCCGGUGAUGGCCCGGCGAGGUCCCUGGACGACGAUGACUUGCGUCGCACCGAGUACUUCCUCAGGGACCAGAUCCCGAUGGGCGUGGCGCUGGCUGGGUACGUCGCCGUGGCAGCCGUCUCCGUCGGCGUCGUCCCCAAGAUAUUCCCGCAGCUGAAAUGGUACUACAUCCUGGCCGUCUACGGCAUGGCGCCGGUGCUGGCCUUCUGCAACGCCUACGGGAUGGGCCUCACCGACUGGUCCCUCGCCACGACCUACGGGAAGCUCGGCAUCUUCGUCUUCGGCGCGUGGGCCGGCGCCUCGCACGGCGGCGUCAUCGCGGGGCUGGCCGCGUGCGGCGUCAUGAUGACCAUCGUCGCCACCGCCGCCGAUCUCAUGCAGGACUUCAAGACCGGGUACAUGACCCUGGCGUCGCCGAGGUCCAUGUUCAUCAGCCAGGUCAUAGGCACGGCCAUGGGCUGCGUCAUCGGGCCCUGCGUCUUCUGGCUCUUCUACAGGGCGUUCGACAACGUCGGGCUGAGCGGCAGCGACUACCCGGCGCCCUACGCCGUCGUGUACCGCAACAUGGCCAUCUUCGGCGUCCAGGGCUUCUCCUCCCUGCCCAAGCACUGCCUCACCCUGUGCUGCGUGGUGUUCGCCGCGGCGGUCGUCAUCAACCUUGCGCGAGACCUGGCGCCAGAGAAGGUGUCGAGGUUCAUGCCCGUCCCCAUGGCCAUGGCGAUACCGUUCUACCUCGGGUCGUACUUCGCGAUCGACAUGUGCGUCGGCAGCGCGAUACUGUUCGUGUGGGAGAGGGUGGAUAAGGCCGGGGCGGACAUGUUCGCGCGCUCGGUUGCUUCGGGCUUGAUCUGUGGCGAGGGGAUCUGGAGCAUGCCGCAGUCGGUGCUGGCUCUGGCCAAGGUGCAGCCUCCGAUCUGCAUGAAGUUCCUGUCCAGAUCCACGAAUGCUAGAGUGGAUGCCUUCAUCCAAACCCUCUCGUCCAAGACAUAGCAUCCAUGCAUUCUCGUUUACCCAACUAGUAGUACUACUCAGCUUCGUGAUCGUGCAACAUUAUAUCGCUUUAAUUGAUUUAGUUUGUGCUGCUGGUUUGUCUGCGAUUUUUUAUAGAAGCUUCAUCUAAAUGGCAAGAUCCAAUGUCCUGAAUUCAUAUAUCUUGGUAUGUCCAA
Messenger RNA from Triticum dicoccoides, 2286 nucleotides. RefSeq names its product probable metal-nicotianamine transporter YSL12. Gene Ontology annotation, molecular function: oligopeptide transmembrane transporter activity. The transcript has 4 exons. Gene Ontology annotation, cellular component: membrane. The record is from RefSeq and is a predicted model, not a curated record. NCBI's taxonomy places the organism in Eukaryota, Viridiplantae, Streptophyta, Magnoliopsida, Poales, Poaceae. Bases 89 to 2110 code for a protein of 673 amino acids.